CCCCGCCCGGCCCGAGGGGAGGAAUCGGCGGGGCCUCUCUGUGCGCGGCCCAGCCACCUCCGAAGUCACUGCCACUGCCCUCUGUCCUCCGGAUCCGAGGCUGCCCCGCGCCCCUCAGGCCGACGCCAUGAAGAUCAAGGAUGCCAAGAAGCCCUCUUUCCCAUGGUUUGGCAUGGAUAUUGGGGGAACUCUAGUCAAGCUCUCAUAUUUUGAACCAAUUGAUAUCACAGCAGAGGAAGAACAAGAAGAAGUUGAGAGCUUAAAAAGUAUUCGAAAGUAUUUGACUUCUAAUGUAGCAUACGGAUCUACUGGCAUUCGGGAUGUACACCUAGAACUAAAGGAUUUAACACUUUUUGGCCGCAGAGGGAACUUGCACUUUAUCAGAUUUCCAACCCAAGACCUGCCUACUUUUAUCCAAAUGGGAAGAAAUAAAAACUUCUCAACAUUACACACGGUGCUAUGUGCUACAGGAGGUGGUGCUUACAAGUUUGAAAAAGAUUUUCGCACAAUUGGAAACCUCCACCUGCACAAACUGGAUGAACUUGAUUGCCUUGUAAAGGGCUUGCUGUAUAUAGAUUCUGUCAGUUUCAAUGGACAAGCAGAGUGCUAUUAUUUUGCUAAUGCCUCAGAACCUGAGCGAUGCCAAAAGAUGCCUUUUAACCUGGAUGACCCCUAUCCACUGCUGGUAGUGAACAUUGGUUCCGGAGUCAGUAUUUUAGCAGUCCAUUCCAAAGACAACUAUAAGCGAGUAACUGGGACAAGUCUUGGAGGGGGUACCUUCCUGGGUUUAUGCAGUUUAUUGACUGGCUGUGAAAGUUUUGAAGAGGCUCUUGAAAUGGCAUCCAAAGGUGACAGCACCCAAGCUGAUAAGUUGGUCCGUGAUAUUUAUGGAGGAGAUUAUGAAAGAUUUGGUCUGCCAGGUUGGGCUGUAGCAUCUAGUUUUGGCAAUAUGAUUUAUAAGGAGAAACGAGAAUCUGUUAGUAAAGAAGAUCUAGCAAGAGCAACUUUAGUUACUAUCACCAAUAACAUUGGUUCUGUGGCAAGAAUGUGUGCUGUUAAUGAGAAAAUAAACAGAGUUGUCUUUGUUGGAAACUUUUUACGUGUCAAUACUCUCUCAAUGAAACUUUUGGCAUAUGCACUGGAUUAUUGGUCAAAAGGUCAACUAAAAGCAUUGUUUCUAGAGCAUGAGGGAUACUUUGGAGCAGUUGGUGCACUUCUUGGACUACCAAAUUUCAGCUGAAGUACCAGGUUUCCUGCUAAUGUGAUUCAAGAGGAACUGGAAACCAGAGGCAUCAUCACUGCAUUAUUUGUCACUGGGAACCAAAGGAUAAAAGAGUAGCGCUAUCACUGUUCAUUUCUAAAUGUCAAAAUGGUUAGCUGCUAAAUGUUGCCACAUUAAAAGAGAACUCCAUAACAUUUAAAGUAUUUCUAGAUGAAAUGCUUUCCCUUCUGUAUACAGCCUCUGAUUAUUGAACUUCCUCUGAGAAAGAUUUUCUGUUUUUUCUUAUGUAGCCAACAUUGCAGUACUGUAUGCUCAAACAGAAUCUUCAAGUCUCGGAUAUGUUUAGCUCAUGAAGAUGAUUCUGAAUAUUUGUUAUAAGUCUGUUCUCUAUGAGUUUGGUUACUAGUGAAUGGAAAAUAAUACCCUGUAUCAAAAUUUAUUGACAUGGCAAUCAAACAUGAUCAUUUUUAUGUGAUUUUAGAAAUGUUAAGACAAUAUCAAUUGUUAUAGUUUUCUAACAUAUCCACCAAAAUAAGCAUGUUUGUGAUCUUCCCCCAGAAGCAUAACCUUAUUAAUGCCAUAAUUUAAUUGAAAUACUGUUGUUAAAUAUAGCCUGAAUCGUAAAAUGAAUCCUCAAAAAUGCACAUAUUGGGUGACAUCGCACAUCCAUAUUUUGAGUUAAUACAUUUUAAAAUAAUUUUUAUAGUUUGGAGUUGUAAUUAUUUUAUUUGAAAGUCCAUUCAGUGAGAUCCUAGAAAUUGUAAUGAAAUAUGGUUUGAGUGUACUGGUAGAGUUCCGAGAUCUUUCUAUAUAACAUUCAUCUUUGGUCCAAACUUAGCAGUUUUUCUUUAAUUAUGUCUAACCCAUCAAGGCUCAAAACUAUUCUAUUAUGAACAGCAGCAAAAAUCACAUUCUAAUCAGCUAUUAUGGAAUCUAAAAAAUUUAUUUUGUGGGGAUUUUUUGUGAUUUUUGAGGCAGUAUUGCUGAAUUAAAAAAAAGUAUCAGUGUUUCAUGCAUUUUAGUUCUAAAAUUUAUAAAUCCUUUGCCCUGGAAUUUGCUCUCCAUUUUGAUGUUAUUUCUUAUAAUGUUAGCAUUUUUUUAAUUUUACUUUGGCAGUAAGAUUUGAAGGUCCAAUAAUUCAGCAGAGUUGUUCCUUCAACACUGUUACUUUUCAGGAAUAGAGUUGGGAAAAAGUAUUUACCCCCUUUAAUUACCAGUAAAUCUGGAUAUAAUUUGAAGAGCUUAAAAAUUGUUUACAUUAUAAGAAAGAAGUAUUUCAAUGUGGUUCUAUAGACCCAGUUUUGCUCCAUAGACAGCAAUAUUCAGUAGACUAUCAAGAGGUGCUUGACAAAGAUUUUUUUUUUCUUGGAGUUUUCACAUUUUGUGCUCAAAUACUUAAAAUUUGGUUUUCUUUAUGAAUAAUGGAAGUUAAUGAUUGGAAAGCAGCAUAUAAAGGUAAUUUUUUGAAUUUAGAAUAUUUGGAAUUUUGAAUCAAAUCAGUAGUCUUUGAAAACUUAAAAUGACAAAACAUUUCUUUAAUGUUUCCAUUGUGAUGACUAGAUAUGUCAGCCAAUAUUCAUCUCUUUGUUUUAUUUUAAAAUUAAUAUUACCAGGCAUCUGUACUAAGUUAUUUUUUUAUGGUAAUUUUAAGUUGUAUACCUGUGGCAAACUGUACUUUGUGAACAGCUACAGUUUUAGGCUGUCUUUAAGAAAGAAAUGGCUGUCUGUGUAGGUUUUUUUGGUGUAUACUUUGGCUAAUGGGGGGCAGGGGAUAUAAUUCCUGUUUUCUAUCUUGGAAACUGGUAUUACCUGCCAAACUGCAUAUAAAGUGAACAGCUGUCUCACCACUGUUGGUCUUGGCUUUUCUUAUAAGCAAGAAUAUAGUAUAAAUAAAACACAGAAUUGUGAUAAAGGCUGCCAAGAUUCUAGUUUUCCUUAUGAUCGAGAAAUGCCCUGUAAGCCCUAACCUCAGUCAACAUAAUGCUUCAAAGCUCUAUGCUUGUGAACAGUGCUGGCUAAUAAUAAAAUGUGAGCCAUGUGUAAUUUUAAUUUUCUAGUAGGUACAUUUCAAAAGUGAAAACAAACAUUUAAAAAGUAAAAAUUCAUUUAUCUUUUUAUUUAACCUAGUAUCUGAUAACAUAUCAAUAUAAAAGAUUAUUUACAAGAUAUUUUACCUUUUAUAUUUAUAACAUAUCUCAAUGUAAUGUAGACUGACCACAUUUCAAGUUCAGAAGUCACAUGUGGCCUGUGGCUACUGUAUUAGACAGUGCAGUUAUAGAACUAGCUCAAAGUAUCCACUAAAAAAUUUAGAAAUGUGGACUUUUUAAAGAAUAUUUAAGGGGCAAUGUAAAAAUAAUGAUCAUAUACAGAAAGUAGAUCAUUUGGGCUAGUGUAUUUUAUAUAGACAAGUUUCAUUUCUUACCAUUCCAAAAACAUCCUAAGUUGCAUCCUGCUGUCUCAUCAUAGGGUGUUUAUCACAUUUCCAAGAUACUGACCAAGUUGCCCACUAUACAUUCUGACUGACCGCAACAGUCUCCAAGAUGUGUAUUUCCUUCAUUGAAGUAAGUUUGAAGAGUCCAAUGAUUUAAAUUUCAUUCCCUACCUUAUCCAAUUGAACUUUGAGAAGUUUUUAUUUUUUUUCUGUUGUUUAGAGAAGCCAGUUUUGAAGACUAAAAAUUCAUCCUUUUAAUCUUCACUGCGUUCUAUACAUAUAGUUAAAACUUUUGGAUUUAAUGUUCAUUCUUAACACGAUAAAAUAUUUACAAGUAAAAGGAACACUAUUUGUUGGGGGGGCUUGGUAAAAAUCAAGCCUGGAACUUCUACCACUCCUCCUGAAACUGCCUUUUAACUAGAUACUUAGAACUAACUAAUCACACUCAGAAACCUUCCCUGAAGAUAGUAUAAGCAGACUUGCUUGCCUGUCAACAUAGGGAUUCCUUGCUCAGCUACUCUAAAUAGGUGGACUCAGUGUUUUUAAGUAAGUCAAUGCCAUUGCCAGUAAUACACAUGGUAAUUGACGGUCCCUUUAAGAGUUUCUGAUUAUUUGCCAAAUACUGGACUCUAUAGAAAUUGCUGAAUUUUUAACCUUUGCAUGUAUAAUAAAUAAGCUGUAUUGUAAAUAGCAGUUCUGGAAAGUCCAUUUCUAUAAGCAAAAAUAUGCAGCUGAAAGGGGAAAAGAUUUCCCCCCUCUAUGUCCAGCAAUUCUCUUGCCUUCUCAGAGCAGUCCACAUUUUGCCUUGAUUUCUAACAUUGCAUUUUUGGUUGGAAAGCUUAGCAAGGCAAUAGUUUCCGAAUGUUCUUUAUAACCACUUUUGUUAUGUGCAAAAGUUUUCAUAAUUUGUUUAGUGUAUUUUUCUUUUGAGCACUUUAUGCUUUUCAGUCUUGAGCAUUUGAGAAUGUAGUUUAGAAAUUCUCUUUUAAAGCCAUUUAAAAACAAGGAUAAUCAGAAAAAUGUGCAUUAUUUUGUAUUUAACUUACUGUUUUGUGGUAUGUGUAAACAGAAUAGAAACUAUGUUGCAUUUUUGUAAUACUAUCACCUUAUUUAAGAUGAUUUGCCAUGAAAUAUCAAUGUCCUGUUUUCCAAGUUUUAUUUUAGCGUUUCAUUUUAAUACUGAAGGAAUUAAAUCAGCUUUGUUUCUAUUAUAAAAUAAUCUUAGAAAAUAUGCUUUUUAUUACUGUUUUCAAUAUCUGAGAUAGUAGUUGUCUUACAUUUUCUACUGUACUUAGUAAUAAUCAGCAAAGUCCCCAAAAACUGCAUUUUUUUCUUCAAGUAUUUUGAUAUAAAUAGCUCAUUAAAAAAUAAUGGUGGUAUUAUAAAAAAGUAAUUCAUCCUCUUUUUCAGCCAUAUCUAAAUUUUAAAUGAUUUUUCCUUUCAAAAAGUUCAAAUGUUUUCAUAACACAGUCUCUAUUAUUUCUAUCAUCCAUUUCAGAGGAUGAGAGUCAGGGGGUGUCAUAAUUCGGUAUAUUAGAACUAGCAGUGGCCACUGGAACACUUUGAAUUUUUUUUCUUCAUUUGUAAAAUGAGAGGAUUGAUUAGUUAUAAUGGAAAAUGAUCCAGUUACCAUGUCCUUGAAAAAGAGGUGCUGCAUUCAUGGCAGUAUUUAAAUGAUGAUGACAAUUUGAUGUCAUGUUCUGGAGUUAAUUUUAUUUGUGAUGUUGAUCGGUACUAGGUUUUGGAUCCUCAGCAAACCAGCAGAUAAGUGUUCAUGAUGUUGGGGUAUUCAUAACAUUAUGUUAUUGCUCAGAAUGGCCAAGUAAAUGUACCUUAAAUACGAUUUUUUAAUGUAUAUUCAAGUGUGUGUGUACUUAAAUAAGUAAUCUAGAAAUCUUAUUGUGUUAACUUCAAAAUUAUAUAGACAUUAUAACUUCCAUUAUACAGAGAAAAAUAUUCCACUAAAUUCAUAGUUGUUUGAAUAUUAGGUUUUGAUUUUUCCUGGACCCUUUUUUCAACUUUUUCUUAUUUCUGAUCACUGUAAUUGAGGAUAGAUAUGGAAUUUAAUGCCCUUCUGAAAUUAAUGCUUUGUUGAACACAAUUUGUAGCAAAAUUUAUAAAACACAAUCUGAUUACCUGCAAGCAAGUUGAAAUAUCAUGGAUUACAGUCAUCCACAUCAAAUGUGUUGAAUAUAUAAAAUACUUUUAUCCUUUGUCUUCUCAGAGAAUGAUCAAAUUGGACAUGUGUCUGACAUCCUCAGCUUUCUAUUUGAAACACAUGUAGCCAUGAUUUGAUGCUGGGACUUAAGGUAUUAUAGUUAGUAAAUGAUGUGUUUGAGAGAAAACUGAUUUUUUUCCUACUUCAAAAAAAUUUUACAUUCUGGCUCCUCUGAAGGAUAAGAGAUUUAGUUUUUCUGGUGCAACUGACACAAAUUUUAUGUAAAAGAAUGGGGAAGUAUUUUCCAAAAGAAUGAAGUUACAAUUCAUGAUUUUUUUUUACUUAUAUGUGCAAUUAAAAUUAAUUCUAAGACAUUGCUGAUUUCUUGUUGGCUAUUUCUCAAAAAUCUUUACUACUUUGCCGUGCUUUCUAUUCCACUAGCUUUCAAAAAAAAUUCAGCUUUUACAUAAUCUGCAAAGUAUAUACAAAUGCUGCAAACCUUGUGAGACUGAUUCAGUUUUCCAUCUUUCUGAAUCAUACAGAUAUUGUACGUGGCGCAGUCAGUAGGUAUCAGAUAUUAAACCAUUUCAAAGUCUGCCACUGUCUUCUUAGGGGGCGCUUUUUCGUUUAUAGCAUUGAGAAACAAAGGAAAACUUAAUAGACCUGAAAUCACUAGCCUGUCCCAAAUACAAUGAAAGGAAGUAAGUCAGGUAUAAAGUGGUCUUGUCUUUUAUAUAAACUGCUUUUGCUUUUUAUUUGAACUACAGUGAAAUUUUGACUUCUUAACUGGAAUUGAAUGAAAGGCAUUUGGCCUCAUUCUGCCAGUUAUUGACCAAAUCAUACCCAGGUGUUUGUUAGGUAUUCAUUUUACUUAAACAAGCCAUUUUGGUUUAAGUUGCCUUAUUUUGUCUACUGUGUUCUUGUCAGGUCUAAGCUUUGUCAUGUUGGAAUUCUAACACUGAAUCUUUGCUGUAAAAAUGUAUAAUGUGCUACAAAUUUUAUUCAUAAUAAACUAAGUUAUAACCUAUUGUAACCUAUAAAACAUUUCUUGUAAAUUGUCUAAUUUAUUUUUUUCAUUUAUGUACAGUAUCUUAUGUAAAUUUUUAAAGUAUUUGUUUUGGCCUAUUCUGUAACAUUACCAUAUUCCUCUAAGUGUUUAUUUGCAUGAAAGAGAAACUUGGGUUUUGCUUGUUUGUAUUGUACGACCACUAAGCCAAUUUCCAGUACUCAGCCUUUUCUGUAGUUUAACUUUUUCUAGUUUUGUCCCUAUUCUAAAUGUUAAUCAUGCUUUUUAUUUCCUACUUUCAAAAUAAAUUCUUUUGACUUGUUUACUCUGUUAUC
Molecule: messenger RNA, 7152 nt
Organism: Talpa occidentalis (Iberian mole)
Lineage: Eukaryota; Metazoa; Chordata; Mammalia; Eulipotyphla; Talpidae
Gene: PANK3
Product: pantothenate kinase 3
Exons: 7
Coding region: 128-1240 (370 amino acids)
Biological process (GO): coenzyme A biosynthetic process
Cellular component (GO): cytosol; nucleus
Molecular function (GO): ATP binding; pantothenate kinase activity
Source: RefSeq, a predicted model, not a curated record